Messenger RNA from Amphibalanus amphitrite, 3201 nucleotides. Its product is annotated as zinc finger protein 853-like. Gene Ontology annotation, biological process: regulation of transcription by RNA polymerase II. The record is from RefSeq and is a predicted model, not a curated record. The coding region runs from base 254 to 2212 and encodes 652 amino acids. Gene Ontology annotation, cellular component: nucleus. NCBI's taxonomy places the organism in Eukaryota, Metazoa, Arthropoda, Thecostraca, Balanomorpha, Balanidae. The transcript has 7 exons. Gene Ontology annotation, molecular function: RNA polymerase II transcription regulatory region sequence-specific DNA binding; DNA-binding transcription factor activity, RNA polymerase II-specific.
AUUAUAGAGUUCAGUGCGCAGCGCUGAAAUUAUUGAAUUGCGCGAAUUCCAAGAACAAUUUAUUUCUCCAAUUUAAACGAGGUUGCGACAUUUCUUGCGCAUUUUUGGAUUACACAUUUUUUCCCGCUUUUGUAAUUGAAAAUUGUAAAUAAAAUGCUUAUGUUUUAUCACAUCAUAAUAAGUAAUUCUCAGAUCACUCUUGGAUCAUUAUGAAUGAGAUAGACUAUUUUCGCUUCCACCUUUGAAGUGAACUAUGGCAUCAUCGGUGCCACGCAGCAGUAGUGGGCGCAUUAUAAAAAAGAACACCAAGUAUGGCGAGAUCCAGGGACAGGCAUUUGAGCGAGUUGUCCAGAAAAUGGUCGGCCCAGACCCUCUCUCUGAUGAGGAGUAUGAUUCUGAGGCGGCACUGGCGGGCGGCACCGCAUCAGAGAGCGAGGAUGGAACAAAGGCCAAUGGUCUCGGCCCCGACCUGGACCCGGAUGACGUGUGCCGGUGCGUGGUCUGCUGGGACCCCUGCUCUCCGGCCCCGGCCGCCGCCAAGGCCUACAAUCGACUCAAUGGAUAUGUGGCAGAGCAUGGGGACAAGCCUGCCCAGCUGAUAACCGGUGCACUGGGUAUGGAUCUGGACGCCGCCGCCAAGUUUGAGUUGCUUUGUCCCGUCUGUGCCGCCCUCGUACGUGAACUUGAGGAGCGUGAACAGCAGGUGCAGCUGCUGCGAGGACAGCUGCUGGAGCGGUUCACGCGCAGCCAGCAGCUGCUGCAGCCGCCGGCAGCUGCUGAGGAGAAGGAGCCAGCAGACGGAGAGACCGAGGGACAGGAGGAUGAAGUGCAGGCGGCCCUGAAGGCGCUGCGAGCCGACGCACAGCACGGCAUGCUUGGAAUUCCCGGGCUGGGCCUGCCACUCCCGGAGCCGCCGCCUGCGGUGCGCUACAUCAUCAGUGGCGAAGGCGACGUCCUGCCUCGAGAGGAAGACACUGUCGAGGCGUAUCUCUCACGCCGAGACGAAUGGAUCACUCAGACCCCCGGCGCUGCAGGUAGCGGGCUAGUCCACGCAGUGGUAGAAGCAUCUGCCGAUGGCAUUGUCCCCCCUCGCGCCGGACCAGGCGUCCAACCAUACCCUUGUUCAGAGUGUGAGAGGGUGUUUUCGUCCCCCGAAGCGCUAGCUCGACAUGAAUACUUCCAGCAUGAGGUGGGGGAGCUACCGGGUGCUCCGGGAGGCAGUACCCAGCGCCCCGCCGCGGUCGCGGUAGAGGUUGUGAUGGAGGAGGCGGGUGCCGCGCUGGGGCAGGAAACAACACUGGAGGAUGAGGAAAAUGAGGACUCUGGGACCUCCAGCGGCGCAGGAAGAGGAGCGGGACAGAUGCCCGGCAAGCGCCGCCGCGGCCGACCCCGGCUGCCCGACAGCGUAGCUCUUCGUUCAGGGCCAUGUCAGUACUGUGGGAAAUUCAUCAAGGUGGAUCUACAGGGUCACAUCAAUCGCUUCCAUACGAUGGUGCGGCCUCACCACUGCGAUAUAUGUGGGAAGAGGUUGGUGAGUCGACAUGCACUGGCUGAACAUCGUCAAGUGAUGCAUGGUGCCGGACAACCAUGUGAUCAUUGUGGAGCAACUUUCGCCAGAAAGAAGCAGCUCUCGAUGCAUCUGUGGCGCAAACAUGGUAUUGGCGGCGUACAAUGCCGCGUGUGCGGCAAAAAGUUUGCCAGAUCGGAUACUCUGGAUGGGCACAUGAGGUGCCACGAACGACCAAUGCAGUGUAGCCUCUGUCCAGCCAGGUAUCCCUUCAAACGUGAGCUACGCAACCACGAGUUCCUGAAGCACGGUCUUCACGGAGAAAUCCCUCGCGACUCUGACCACCGCCCGGGCGAGAUGUACCGGUGUGGAAACUGCGGACGCUGCUUCGGCUCAUGGGCUGGUCGUGACAGACAUACCUGUGACAGCGCAGCGCCCCUAUCGGAUCUCUACGUGUGUCAGCUAUGUGGUGACUGGAGUACUCGCUUCGAGGGUGACAUGGUCAAACACAUGAGGAAUCUGCACAAGAUCGAAGCAGAGACUAUCCUCAUCGCGGAUAUUGAGGACGAUGGAGCCGCGGCGGGAGGACAGGAGGACGCUGCUGUAGCUGAGGAGGAAGAGAAUGAAGAGGAGGAGGACGAGCCUCCAGCCCGUCCCAAUAUUUUGACCAGUGCUUCUAGAGCAAAGGUGAAGGACGAUCAGUAGACAGCUGCCGCUGCUGUGAAGCAAUGUGGUCUCACGACCCUGAGAUGGAGCCGCGGUGAUGCCUCACGACCCUGAGAUGGAGCCGCGGUGAUGAAAAGGAUUGACGUAAUGUCACUGAUGUUUAGACUCUGAUAACGCGUCAGUGUGACGCUGAUUCAUUACAUCAUAUUGAAAGGGCACAGGCCAAGCGCAUGUCAUACUGAAGUCAUUUCAUCCCGAACGCGACAUUGUCUCUGACGGCGAGGCUCUGGAGUGUGUGUUGGGGGGGGGGGGAGGGAGGAGUAAUCAUUACCUUCUCAUGUAGGUUAAUAAGUUGGAUGCAAUCGUGCCUCGAUUCGUAGAAUAUGUGCCCACAUUACGUCUUCAUGCACGGUGAAUUUUGUGUUAAUAUUCCAGACUACGAUCAAUCUAGGGCCGAUUUAAGAAAUUGUAAUUUUGGCAAUGCAUGAAUUCCAAAGCAUCUCGGUUAGCUAUCUGCUCUGAUUUCUGUUUGUAUGCGGCUCGAUGCAUUCCGUUUGGAGCUAUCAUUGGUGACAUUAUGCGAUCACUUGGGAGAAUAUCUGUGGAGCAGGUUAUCGAUAGAUCAGUCAAUUGGGGGAUCAUCCACAAUUCAGUCUGUGUCCGAUGGGAAUGAGGUUGAUGUGUGGCCUUUUUUGGCUUUGGGCGAGUUAUGUUCGCUCAAUUGUCAUGAGACCUAAGUUAGUUGUGUAGGCACUGGUGUAUUUUAAUGGAUAUCAGUGGUGCACCUGUGAUGUGUGAAAUACGUUUGUUUUGUUUUCGAUGCGCACAUUUCCUAAGUUCGCAAGAUUGCAUGUUGAUUUCUAGUUAAGUUUCUCUUGGGUGUAUUCGCGUUACUUUCAUUUUCCAUCCUGUGUGCUAUGGGAGCCGAUUUGUAUAUGUUUUGUUGAAACCUUUCAAUGUCAUCUUCGACUUGCUGGUUGCAUUUUCAUGACCAUAUGAUAUAAUACAGAGACUUCAUGCGCAUAUCA